AUGCCAUGGACCCCAGUCGCAGCAUAUCAUUACGAGCGCCCCUUUGACGCGCUCGAAACUCUCCAUCGAACAGUCGCAGGGAACUUGGAACACGCAUGGACGAGACUCCGACAUCAAUGCCCGAAAAUCGCAACAGUCCCGGACAUAACAGGGACCCGACAGGUCUAUACAGUGCCUUCUGAACAGCAAACUAAAGAUUGGAUUCUCGCUACAUUUCACGUACACUCAGAAGUCACUACAAAUGCUGAAAUAUUCGAUUCAAUUCUUCUCUCAUCAAGUGAUUUCAUGCUCCACUACAUACCCCAUUCUAAUGAGCUUUUGUUCCGCAGCCCACACUGGCGCAUUGAUGGCAUAGGCCUAAUUCUCCUACAGAGUUGCUUUCUGACUUUCUUAAACAAUAAAUCUUCUUCCGUUCCAGACAUUGACGGCUAUGAGAUAGGCCAUCUUCCUCCAUGUUUGGAAGGAGAACUCGGGUUCUCGCUCAAUAUCACCGAGGAAAUGCGCAACGCUGCGCACGCAGAACUUUCUGUUUUGGCGCAUGGGUUACCUCCUGCAUCUAUAAUGCAAAGCAUCAUGAAUGUGACUACACAUGGCACCUCUCGGAGAGUGAGUCUUCGCUUCGCUAGCAGUACCAGUGAGAAGAUAUUUGCUGCGAGCAAGAGCCGCGGCCUGAAAAUAACGACCGCGGUUCAGGCAGCUCUUUCUUACAGCACGACAGUGCAUAGCUCCACAGAUCGGGGCUCUGAUGUGUUUUAA
Molecule: messenger RNA, 756 nt
Organism: Penicillium angulare
Lineage: Eukaryota; Fungi; Ascomycota; Eurotiomycetes; Eurotiales; Aspergillaceae
Exons: 2
Coding region: 1-756 (251 amino acids)
Source: RefSeq, a predicted model, not a curated record